AUGUCUUACGACAACCAGCAAUACGGGGGCGGCGCUAACAGCAGCUACUACAACAACGACGACAACAACAACGGCAACAACUCCUACGGCAACAACAACGACGACAACAACUCCUACGGCAACAACAACGACGAUGGUUACAACAACCAGAACCAGAACCAGAACCAGAACCAGAACCAGAACCAGGGCCAGGGCAACUACGGCGGAAACAACGGAGGCAACAACUCCAACCAGAACCAGAACCAAGGCCAGGACAACUACGGCGGAAACAACGGAGGCAACAACAACUCCAACCAAAACUCUUCCAACAACGACUUCAGCAGCGCUGCCACCCACGCACAGGAAAACCACGGUAGCGAUGACAAGUCUCUGUUCAACACUGCGGUGAACUUCCUCCAGAACAGCCAGGGCUCCAGCAACGAUGUCGACGAGCAGCAGGCAGCGAAUGCCCACCAGGCCAUGUACGGUUCCGGCGACCCGUCGAACCAGCAACAUGAUUCUACCUCUAUUGGUGCGGGCGCGGCGAUGCAGGCUUUGAAGAUGUUUACUGGUAGCAACGGUGGAGGCAGUGAUGGUGGUAUGGACAAGAACAAGCUCAUUGGGCUUGCAAUGUCGCAGGCUGGAAAGUUCUUCGAUUCGCAGACUGGAUCCGGGGGUAAUGUGUCCGGUGACAAGCAGUCUGCCAUUAACUCUGCUGCCCAGAUGGCCCUUAACAUGUACACGAAGAGCCAGGGCGGUGGCUCUGGUGGGGGUGCUGCUGGAUUGAUGGAUCUUGCAAACAAGUUCUUCUAA
Messenger RNA from Penicillium digitatum Pd1, 792 nucleotides. RefSeq lists its product as uncharacterized. NCBI's taxonomy places the organism in Eukaryota, Fungi, Ascomycota, Eurotiomycetes, Eurotiales, Aspergillaceae. The record is from RefSeq and is a predicted model, not a curated record.